AUGCACCCUGACAACAAACUGCCCAGCCAUGGCAAGGCAGGCAGCAGCGGUGCCCCGGCCCAGCACCACAAUGUGAGCCAAGCACCCACCUGCAACCUGGGCUCGAAGGGUGUGGGGACGGGCAGUCAUGGCAGCAAGGCCAGUCAGAUCUCCCCUGGCAACUCUGGACUGAAAAACAGCCAGAACACUGUCCCAAACUUGAGCUCCUUGAAGGGCAAGGUGAAACGGGAACGAAGCAUCUCGGUGGACUCUGGAGAACAGCGAGAAUCCAGCACCCCUUCACAGGACGCAGAGUCAAAAGGUGAGGUGGCUCCCCGUAGCAAGCGACGGUGCGUGCUGGAAAGGAAGCAGCCAUACAGUGGGGAUGAAUGGUGCUCUGGGCCAGACAGCGAGGAAGACGACAAGCCCAUCAGCAGCGCACACAAUUGUAAUGUAGCAGAUCCUGCGAUGUCCACAGCCUCACAGCUUGGCCCAGGGUCCAACCCGCUGCCCAGCCUGAACGAGACCACUUCUUCCAGCGUGCCUCAUGGUGCUGCCCCUGGCUUGCGCUCCGAUGCUGCAGCAGGCGGAGGCGGUGGGACAGGAAAGCAGCCUUCACAGUUUGUUUACGUCUUUACAACUCACCUCGCUAACACAGCUGCAGAAGCUGUCCUGCAGGGCCGAGCUGACUCCAUUCUGGCCUAUCAUCAGCAGAACGUCCCACGGGCAAAGCUAGACCAGGUCCCUCCUGUUGCCAACACUCCACAGUCCCAGCCGCCGGCACCUCAAGUUAGUCAACCACAGCCACAGCCUCCCCCAACACAGCCUCCACCUCAGACUAUCAGUCAAACACCUUUGCCUGCACCCAGCAGCCUCCCUCAGGAAGGGACGAGUGAAGAUGUCAGGAGAGACCUGACUCCCAACUCUCUGGGGAACAACAGCAGCAGCAACCAGGCUGGAAGUAACCACCCCAGUACACCCACUGCACCUGCCAGCACCAUGCAGCCUGGGCAAUUGGACUCCGCUGCUACAUCUGGCUCCAGCCUCCUUGCAGAGGGCCCAGGUCCAGGGAUGUCGGGGAACGGGCAGGCAGGCCUGGGCCCCAGGAACCCCAUGAACUCUGCAGUGCUCUCCAAGGAGCAGCUGGAGCACCGGGAGCGCUCUCUGCAGACCCGGCGGGACAUUGAGCGCCUGCUGCUGCGCAGCGGGGAGGCCGAGCCCUUCAUGAAGUCCAACGACGGUGGGACUACCCCUCAACCACAGGCUGCCCCUGCCCCUCCCCCUGUGCCCCCCACCAGCAUGAAGAAGUAUGAAGAACCUCUGCAGUCCAUGAUCUCCCAGACCCAAAGCCUUGGUGGGCCCAAUCUGGAACACGAGGUGCCCCACCACCCUGGCGCUGACAUGGGGCAGCAGAUGAACAUGAUGAUGCAGCGGCUCAACCAGGACAGCCUGACACCAGAGCAAGUGGCCUGGAGGAAGUUGCAGGAAGAGUACUAUGAGGAAAAGCGACGGAAAGAAGAGCAGAUUGGCAUCCAUGGCCGGCCCAUGCAAGAAAUCAUGAUCCCACAGUCGAUGGGCAGCAUGAUGAUGCGUGGGCCCCCGCCACCCUAUCACAGCAAGCCUGGAGAGCAGUGGCCCCCAGGGAUGGGCAACCAGCUGCGGGGGCCCAUAGAUGUGCAGGACCCCAUGCAGUUGCGGGGAGGGCCACCCUUCCCAGGGCCACGGUUCCCUGGGAAUCAAAUGCAGAGAGUCUCUGGCUUCGGAGGGAUGCAGAAUAUGCCCUUGGAUGCCCUUGGGCCCAUGAAUGCCAUGCAGAGGCCAGUCAGACCCAGUAUGGGAUGGAGUGAUGAUAUGCCACCUAUGGGAGGCCCUGGGAAUUUUCCACAAGGUACCCUGCCCUACCCCUCAGGGCAAGGGGACCCUGAAAGGUUCAUGAAUCCCCGUGCCAGGGAGGAGAUCCUGCGGCAUCAGCUGAUGGAGAAACGCCCAGUGGCAAUGCAGAGGCCCAUGGGCAUGUCUGGCAACUCCAUGAGCCAGGGCAUGGAAAUGGAGAGGAUGAUACAGGCUCACAGGCAGAUGGAUCCAUCCAUGUUUGCUGGGCAGAUAACAGGGGACAGCCUGAGCAGCGCCCCAAUGGGAAUGGACUUUGCAGGCACUCGGGGAAUGCUGAGCCCCCCAAUGAGUCAGUCAGGUCUUCGGGACAUGGAUGCACCCAUGGGCCCUGGCAACCUCAACAUGAACAUGAACGUCAACAUGAACAUGAACAUGAACCUCAAUGUCCAGAUGACACCACAGCAGCAGAUGAUGAUGUCACAGAAGAUGAGGGGUCCUGAUAUGAUGGCCCACCAGGGCAUGAGCCCGGAGGAGAUGGCCAGGGCACGGGCUCAGAAUGGCAAUGGCAGUGCAAUACUUGGGGGCCCCCAGAAAAUAAUGAUACCCUCCCAGUUCCCCAACCAAGGACAGCAAGGCUUCUCAAGCACGCAAGGGCCUUAUCCCAACAUGCCCCAGGAGAUGGGCAGCAGCUCGGACAUGUUCAGCCCUGAGCAGGGCACCAUGCCCGUUGGGAGCAUCAGUGGCACCACCAGGCUCAGCCACAUCCCUCUGCCCCCUGCCUCAAAUCCCACUCCCACGCAAGGGGGCAACCUGGCCAACAUGCACCCAGCACCUUCCCGAGGGCUGGGCCGCCGGCCCUCCGACCUCACCAUCAACAUCAGCCAGAUGAACUCCCCCAGCAUGGGCCACCUCAAGUCUCCCACCCUCAGCCAGGUGCAUUCGCCACUGGUCACCUCCCCCUCUGCCAACCUCAAGUCCCCGCAGACACCCUCACAGAUGGUCAGCAUGCCACCUUCAAACCAGUCCGGACCUCUCAAGUCUCCCCAGGUGAUGAACUCCUCACUUAACGUCCGGUCUCCAACUGGUUCUCCGAGCCGCCUGAAGUCCCCUUCUAUGGCCGUUCCUUCCCCUGGUUGGGUGCCAUCUCCCAAAGCCACCAUGCCCAGCCCGGGAGUCAACCAGAGCAAGCAGACCCUCAGCAUGAACUCAUCUGCUUCCAUGGGAGGACUGGAUCAGGGUUCUCUUCCUUCUGGGCCUCGGAGCAGCUCUUCCGCACCAGCCAGUAACACCUCUAGCUCCAUGAAUCCCAACAUGCCUUUUACUUCCUCUCCAGAUCCAUCCCCCUCCCAGAACCCCCUCUCUUUGAUGAUGUCCCAGAUGUCCAAGUAUGCUAUGCCCAGCUCCACACCACUUUACCACAAUGCCAUCAAAACCAUCGCCACCUCUGAUGAUGAGCUGCUGCCAGACCGGCCUAUGCUCCCACCUGGAAGCAUGUCAGGUGUGACAGGGAAUCAGCCGAAUCAACUGCACUUGAACUCGGUGGGGCCUGGAUCCUCUCAGAGCCCCAUGGGAAUGAACCUGCCUGGUCAGCAACCCCUCUCUCAUGAACCACCUCCCACCUCCAUGAUGUCCUCCCCAAACCCUCUGGGCUCCAACAUUCCUAUGCACCCCAGUGCACCAGGGACAGGUGUUCCCCCCCAGAACCCCAUGAUGCUCCCCCCGGGGCCUCAGGACUCGUUGAACCAGCAGUGCGGCCCCGUGCCAAACAGUUCACAGAUGAUUCCUUCCAACCAGCUUGUGUUCCCCCGCAUGCAGCAGCCCCAUAACGCCAUGCCAUCUCCUGCUGGAGGCAUGUCCAUGGCCCCUGGCGGGGGAGGUGGCCCUGGGAUGCAGCAGCAUUACCCGCUGGGGUUGCCCUUGCCACCUGAGGACCUUCCCCCCCAGCAGCCCAGCCAGAUGCCCCCUCAGCAGCACAUGAUGGGCAAGAACAUCCCUCCCCGCAUCGGUGAGCCCUACCCACCUGUGCUCCCUGGGGUAGCAUCGGUGCUGAAUGACCCUGAGCUCAGCGAGGUCAUUCGCCCCACGCCCACGGGUAUCCCUGAGUUUGACCUGUCCAGGAUCAUUCCGUCAGAGAAGCCAAGCAGCACCUUGCAGUAUUUUCCCAAGAGUGACAACCAAGCGCCCAAAUCGCAGCCUUCCAACCUCCACCUCAUGAACCUGCAGAACAUGAUGGCUGACCAGCCCCCGGUGCGGCCAGGUAUGAAUGCGCCCAGCAUCCCUGGGCAGCAGACCAUGCAGCGGGGACUCAGCAUGCCCAUGUGCCACCCCGGACAAGUGCCCAUGCUGGGCAGGACAGGCAUACCACCCCAGCAAGGCAUGAUGGGCAACAGCAUGCACCAGGGCAUGAUGUCUCCGCAGCAGAGCCUGAUGGCCCAGCAGAAUUUCAUGCUGAUGCAGGCCAAGCAGAGGAGCAUGUCUGUGUCAGGAGAGAUGUAUGCUCAGACAGGACACAUGAUGUCACCUCAGGGCUCUCUUAUGGGGCCCCCGCCUCAGCAGAACCUCAUGGUCACACACCAGAUGAGGCAGAGGAGUGUCUCCCUGGACAGCCAGAUGAGUUACAUCCCUGGGCCUGGGAACAUGGCGAACCUGCCCUUCUAA
This is a messenger RNA of Chaetura pelagica (chimney swift), 4470 nucleotides long. RefSeq names its product B-cell CLL/lymphoma 9-like (gene BCL9L). Gene Ontology annotation, biological process: positive regulation of transcription by RNA polymerase II; canonical Wnt signaling pathway; negative regulation of transforming growth factor beta receptor signaling pathway. Gene Ontology annotation, molecular function: transcription coactivator activity; beta-catenin binding. The record is from RefSeq and is a predicted model, not a curated record. The coding region runs from base 1 to 4470 and encodes 1489 amino acids. The transcript has 8 exons. NCBI's taxonomy places the organism in Eukaryota, Metazoa, Chordata, Aves, Apodiformes, Apodidae. Gene Ontology annotation, cellular component: beta-catenin-TCF complex.